ACCCUCACCGUCGUCUCUUUGGGUACCCACCUCUUGCUUCACAUUCUACAAGUCAUUCCUUUCUUUGUAGUCAUUCUUUUCUAGCCGACCUGCUUGAAGCAGGUUCUCACUUAUUCAUUCCUUACGUUCCAACGUCAUUCAACUGUCAAUCUGUGAUUGAUCCUUACAUUCCUUUUUGUGCAAGAUGUUUCGAUCCGCCCUGUUUCUCCUCCUCGCUCCCUUGGCGCUCAGCCACACAACCUUCACCACGCUCUACGUGGACGAAGUUAACCAGGGCGAUGGCACCUGCGUCCGUAUGAACCACGAUGCCAACACCGCCACAUACCCCAUCGAGCCCUUGUCCAGCAAGGAUAUCGCCUGCGGCAAAGAUGGCGAAAAAGGCGUCGCCCGUGUGUGCCCCGCGAAAGCCAACUCCCUCCUGACCUUCGAAUUCCGCGCAUGGGCCGACGGCGCCCAGCCGGGCUCCAUCGAUAUCAGCCACAAGGGCCCCUGCGCCGUGUACAUGAAGAAGGUCGACGACGCGACGGCGGAUAACAACGCUGCGGGCGACGGAUGGUUCAAGAUCUGGCACACGGGCUACGACGAGAGCACCGAGAAGUGGUGCACGGAGAAACUGAUCGACAACAACGGGUUCCUGUCUGUGCGGGUGCCCUCGGAUAUCGAACAAGGCUAUUACCUGGUCAGGACGGAGUUGUUGGCACUGCACAACGCUGCCUUUGCGGACCCGCUUGACCCACAGUUCUAUGUCAACUGCGCCCAGAUCUUUGUGCAGGGUGGUGGCAGUGCGAAGCCCGAGACUGUUAGUAUUGGUGAGGGCUAUUACUCGCUGGAUAGCCCCGGCGUGAAGUACAAUAUCUAUGAGAAGCCCCUGAAGCUGCCCUAUCCUAUCCCCGGCCCGGCUGUCUAUGAGAGUAAGGGUGUUGCGGAGCGUUCGGUCAGUCCGGCGGAGAAGAGGGCUGUUGCUGCUCAGAACAAGGGUCUCAAGCCUGCCGGUUGCAUCUUGCAGCGCGAUAACUGGUGUGGGUUUGAGGUUCCUGACUAUAGUGAUGAGAACGGCUGCUGGGCUUCUUCCCAAAAGUGCUGGGACCAGAGUGAUGUGUGCUACAACACCGCUCUUCCCACGGGUAUCCACGCUUGCGACAUCUGGAUGACCAAGUGCAAUGGCAUCGACGAUGCCUGCAGAAGCGGCGAUUUCAACGGACCCCCGAACAAGGGCCAGGUUCUUACGCCGGAGCCCAAGAAGCUUGGGGGAUCGACCAACAUCUUCAAGAGGGAGGUCAGGAAGUACAAGAAGUGGAUUGCAUGAGCGAAGCAUGGGCCAUGGAGUAACGGGCGUAGUGAUUGAUGAGACUUGACGAAUCGCUGCACGACAGCACAAGAUAGAGCAUUUGUUAGCUGGACUACGGAAUCGUAUUGAUUGAAUA
Messenger RNA from Aspergillus nomiae NRRL 13137, 1424 nucleotides. Its product is annotated as lytic polysaccharide monooxygenase auxiliary activity family 9 protein. The record is from RefSeq and is a predicted model, not a curated record. The transcript is spliced from 3 exons. NCBI's taxonomy places the organism in Eukaryota, Fungi, Ascomycota, Eurotiomycetes, Eurotiales, Aspergillaceae. The annotation marks the transcript as partial.